Akanthomyces muscarius is the source of this 1344-nucleotide messenger RNA. RefSeq lists its product as uncharacterized. Bases 1 to 1344 code for a protein of 447 amino acids. Gene Ontology annotation, biological process: phospholipid catabolic process. The transcript is spliced from 2 exons. Gene Ontology annotation, molecular function: hydrolase activity, acting on ester bonds. The record is from RefSeq and is a predicted model, not a curated record. Lineage: Eukaryota; Fungi; Ascomycota; Sordariomycetes; Hypocreales; Cordycipitaceae.
AUGCAAUUGAAGAGUCUCGUCCUGUUGGCGACCGCUGCGGUGGCGGCGCCGGAUUUCUCUGGUGCUCAGCGUCCCGGCUCGCCAGAAUCAAUCAAGAACCUCAAAGACAAGAUUAAGAAUGUGGUCAUCAUGGUCAUGGAGAACCGUUCAUUUGACAACCUCAUGGGCGGCCAGACCCUCGCGGGCCUUGAGAACCCCAUCCAGACGGGCCCGUACUGCAACCCGCUCAACAUCAGCCGGCCCGACAAUGGCAACGGCUGCACGGCGGCGCUCGACUUUGACUCCAUCAUUGACGAUCCUGAUCACUCGAUCUCGGGCAACAACCUCGAGUUCUACGGCUCCUUUACCCCGGACAAUGCCGCCAUCAAGGCGGGCUCGCUCCAGCCCGACAUGAGCGGCUUCCUCACCGAGCAGAUUCGUCUCUACGGCGGCAAGGAGGACGAAAAGGUCCUCCAGACGCAGGUCAUCAACUACUAUACCGAGAGACAAGUCCCGGUCAUCACCGCCCUGACGCAAAACUUUGUCGUCUUCAACCACUGGCACUCUGACGUUCCCGGUCCUACCAACCCCAACCGCGUGGCGCUCUGCUCCGGCACCUCGGCGGGCAAGGGCAAGAACAACUUCAAGUACAACAGCAUGACGCAAAAGUCCAUCUUUCAGCAGGUGACGGAGCUGGGCCUGGAGUGGAAGGACUACCUUGUCGACACGUCGAUCCAGGACGCGCGCUGGUUCACGUGGACCUACGAGAGCAACAACACGGACCGCAUCGUCUUUAUGGAUUCGUUCUACGAGGACGCGAAAAACGGCCAGCUGCCGCACCUCGCGUACAUCAACCCGAGCUGCUGCGGCGACGGCACCAACUCGAUGCACCCGACGGGCCGCGUGUCCGACGGCGAGCAGCUCAUCAAGGACGUCUACGAGGCGCUGCGCGCCAGCCCCCAGUGGAACGAGACGCUCUGGGUCAUCACCUUUGACGAGACGGGCGGCUUCCACGACCACGUCGCGCCGCCGCGCGCCGCCCGCCCGGACAACAAGACGCACACCGAGACGACGCCGACGGGCAGGGACUACACGUUUGCAUUUGACCGCCUCGGCGGCCGCAUGCCCACCUGGCUCGUCUCGCCCUGGGCCAAUGCCGUCGUUGAGCAGCAGGGCGUCAACGCCUGCGGCAAGACCGUCUCGUACCACGCGACGUCGAUCCUGCGCACGCUGGGCUAUCUGUGGGACUUUGCGCCGUAUAACCCGCGCGUCAAGAACGCGCCGUCGUUUGAUCAUUUGAUCGGCACGAAGCUGCGCACCGAUGCGCCGGAAAAGUUUCCUACAGUCUCCCAUUUCCGUUCGUAA